Messenger RNA from Laetiporus sulphureus 93-53, 741 nucleotides. RefSeq names its product ICMT-domain-containing protein. The transcript has 2 exons. Gene Ontology annotation, molecular function: protein C-terminal S-isoprenylcysteine carboxyl O-methyltransferase activity. Gene Ontology annotation, biological process: C-terminal protein methylation. The annotation marks the transcript as partial. Gene Ontology annotation, cellular component: endoplasmic reticulum; membrane. NCBI's taxonomy places the organism in Eukaryota, Fungi, Basidiomycota, Agaricomycetes, Polyporales, Laetiporaceae. The record is from RefSeq and is a predicted model, not a curated record.
CUUAAGAUCGCGCUCCUGCUGACAGCGGGCGUGUCAGUGCACCUCUCACUCUCGCCGCCAAAUCCACCGGCGCCACCCAAGCAUUGCAUUCCGCAGAGGAGCUUCUUCGAGCGAUGUAUGAUGGUCUGGCUUGAAACCGUCCUCGAUGCACUCGCCACUUCUUCCGUCGCCUUCCCCUCCCUUCCUCAUGCACCUCUUUCCUCGCAUCUCACAUGCCCGUCGUCAUCCGCAGCACAAACACUCAUCGCGCCGUCGCUCCUGCUCGUUGUGGGCAUGCUAUUCACGCUGUUCGGCGCGAUCCUUCGGCUUAUUUGCUAUAAGACGCUCGGGCCGAUGUUCACUUUCGAACUUGCGAUCACGCCAAUGCAUGCGCUUGUCACGCACGGGCCAUACGCGUACGUGCGCCAUCCGAGCUAUACGGGCGUGUACAUGACGCUGCUUGGCGCGACUGCCGUGGCGCUCGCCCCAGGCACCUGGCUGCGCGAAUGCUGGUUGCAAAUUGGAUAUGGCUGCUGCAACGCCCCCUUUUCAGAGACGAAUACGCAUCGGUGGACAUUUGGCGCCGGUAUAUUCUUCGCGUGGUUCGCGCUAGCAUUUUGGAUUCUUAAGGUGGUGUACGCGCUGAGGAGCACAAACAGGAGGCUUGUGACAGAAGACACGGAGCUCAGGCACACAUUUGGACUUGCGUGGGAGUCCUAUGCGGAUAGGGUACGCUGGAGGUUGCUGCCCGGGGUUUACUGA